CAUCCACCAGCCUCACGCUGGACGCAUCUAUAUGACAUUCUCGAUGCGGCGCGAAGCACGGACCAGCAGGUGCUGAAGCGCUCCUGAAGACGAGACGUCGCUUGUCGCAUCACUGGCUCUCAAGCAGCACAAGCUGGCUGUGCUGGCUGAGCAGUCCCAUGCCCCCUAGAGAUCCGGCGAGAUCUUCAAGACGCCCUGCUGUAAAGCACAUCAUCCACUGCCAAUUUCGAAGCCGAGCCGAGCAGUUCAAACAUGUCGCAAGGUGCAAAUCAAGACGCAAAUGAUGGGCAAAUCUGGCCACACUUUCCGCGUAUCGCCCUCUCCCUCGAGCUGGAAAAUAAGGGCAGCGUGGCCAGAGAUCACCUUGCGCUUGAACGUACAUUCUUGGCCUGGCUGCGAACGUCUUUGGGUCUAGUCUCUAUUGGAAUCGCAGUAGCGCAGCUCUUGCGCAUUCCAUCCCUCGCAAGCUCACCGCCCAAAGCUUUCUACUCCUCUGACAACAACAUCUAUCAGAUUCAACAGCCUCAGCAGCAAAUACUCGAGGCUCUGCGUUCAAGCGAUGCCUCCGUACCGCAGGACACCUUCACAAGAGAAGAAGUGAUGCGCAUGCUCCAACUCGCAUCGACGCAAGACCCUUCCAUCACUCCCGAAAAGCUUGGCAAGCCGAUCGGAUGCGUGUGCAUAGCCCUGGGUGCGCUCAGUCUGCUCUUCGGCACGUAUCGCUUCUUCAAAGCGCAGCGCAGUCUGAUCCAAGGCAACUUCCCACCAUCUCGCGCUUCCGUUUCCAUCAUGGCUUUCCUCACCGCAGCGCUCAUCGUCUCUUGCUUCAUCGUCAUCGUAUACACACGCUCUUCUUACACUGGCUCCCGCUCCUUGAGCUGGCUCCUGUACCCAUACUGAAAAGCAGCAUUCGCACGUCGCCGCGUCGUCUCCACGAGGCUUCAAUCGCGUAGACCCGAGUCUUGAACAUGCGGAAAGAGGCGCAUACAUUGCGAAACAUCGGCCAACACAGCAGCAGUGCGUGAGCGCAACCACGAAGAUAUGCAUCAGG
Molecule: messenger RNA, 1051 nt
Organism: Ceraceosorus guamensis
Lineage: Eukaryota; Fungi; Basidiomycota; Exobasidiomycetes; Ceraceosorales; Ceraceosoraceae
Exons: 4
Coding region: 253-900 (215 amino acids)
Source: RefSeq, a predicted model, not a curated record